UUUGAACUGUGUCCUCUGCUCCUUCAGGCUUCCUGCUAGCAGCACCAUGAGGUCCGCCUGUCUCUCUCUACUCCUGGUCACCGCCUGCUGGGCUCUGCCAUUUCGCCAGUCUGGCUUUCUAGACUUCAUGAUGGAGGAUGAGCCAGGAUCGGGCCGGCCCGAUGUUCCAGAUGUUACAGUGCACACCGGCCCUAUUAGGCCUGAAGCACCAAGGUGUCCAUUCAGAUGCCAGUGUCACCUCCGUGUGAUCCAGUGCUCUGACCUCGGUCUCAAGUCCGUCCCUGAGGACAUUCCUGAUGACACCACCCUGCUAGACCUGCAGAACAACAAGAUCACAGAGAUCAAGGAGAACGACUUCAAGAACCUCAAAGGGCUGCACGCUCUGAUCCUGGUGAACAACAAAAUCACAGUUAUCCACGCCAAGGCCUUCAGCCCUCUGGCUAAGCUGCAGCGUCUCUACCUGUCCAAGAACAUGCUGAAGGACAUGCCAGCCAACAUGCCCAAGAGCCUGCAGGAGCUGCGCAUCCACGAGAACGCCAUCAGCAAGAUCAAAAAGUCCUCCUUCCAGGGCAUGUCCCAUGUCAUUGUCAUGGAGCUUGGAUCAAACCCUCUGAAGAGCGCUGGAAUCGAAGCCGGCGCUUUUGCCGACCUGAAACGGGUCUCUUACAUUCGCAUCGCCGACACCAACAUCUCAGAGAUCCCCAAAGGUCUGCCCAGCUCCCUGUCUGAGCUCCACCUGGAUGGAAACAAAAUCACUAAAGUGACAGCAGACAGACUCAAAGGCCUGAAGAACCUGGCUAAGCUGGGUCUGAGCUACAACGAGGUUAGCUCUGUGGAAAAUGGAACCCUGGCCAACAUCCCUCACCUGCGUGAGCUGCACCUGGACAACAACGCCCUGACCAGCGUUCCCCCCGGCCUGCCAGAUCACAAAUACAUCCAGGUGGUCUACCUCCAUGCCAACAAGAUUUCUGCUGUGGGAACAGGGGACUUCUGUCCUCCUGGCUUCAACACCAAGAAGGCCAUGUACUCAGGCAUCAGCCUCUUCAGCAACCCCGUGGCCUACUGGGAAGUCCAGCCCGUCACCUUCCGCUGCGUCUUCGACCGCUCCGCCAUCCAGCUGGGCAACUACAGGAAGAAGUAGNC
Molecule: messenger RNA, 1143 nt
Organism: Cynoglossus semilaevis (tongue sole)
Lineage: Eukaryota; Metazoa; Chordata; Actinopteri; Pleuronectiformes; Cynoglossidae
Product: decorin-like
Exons: 7
Coding region: 47-1141 (364 amino acids)
Molecular function (GO): protein binding
Source: RefSeq, a predicted model, not a curated record